AUGCACACCUCCAGCAGCCUCAUUGUCAGCUUGCUCACGACUGCUGCUGCUGCACUGCCAGCUCCUCAGAACAAUCUGAACGCCUCUCUCGCCGACCCGAAUUACGGUCCGAUCCCUGGAGAGUCGAGAACUUAUGUCGAUUACAACAAGACCGCUGCUCCAUUCCCAGGAAACAUCACCGGUGCUAUACUGCCAACUGAGAGCGGACCUGCAGGACCAGACGACCUUCUUUUCCAGAAUCUGUUGAGCGCAGAAUGGGCAAUCUUCGACUUCUACCAACAAGGUGUUGAGACCUUCAACAGCUCCUCUUUUACGGAGUUUCGAUUGCCCAACACCACGUACGAUCGCGUGAUGCAGAUUCGCGACAAUGAAGCGGGCCAUCUGCGUAUCUUCCAGGAUAGCAUUAGUCCCACCAGCGUCAAACCUGGCUCUUGCACAUACGACUAUGGUUUCAAUGGCAACGCAAGUGUGUGGUUGGCUCUGCAAGUCAGCCUUGAAGUGAUCAGCAUGGCCUUCCUGACUGGUCUCGUUAGAGAAGCGACGACCACAGGCACCAUGAGUGCCCUAGUUGCUAUCAGCGAAGUAGAGUCACGACACAACACUUGGGCUCUUAUAGACGUUUGGAACACGAACCCGUUCUCUGGCCCCGCUGAUACCGUCUUCCCUUAUGCGAACGAGAUCCUUGACCUUACGCGCCAGUAUAUUGUGCCUGGCAGCUGCCCUGCCGCCAACCCAUCGUAUCCAUCACCCACGCAGAAAUUGCCCGCAGCGACCGCUAUUAUUGAAAAGGCAGAAGGACUCAUUCAAAUUCAGUUUACGGAUCCUCACAACCAACCUGACUGGUACUCGGAGCAAAGAGACAGACAAUACUACGCCGUUUAUUUCCAUGGCGUCCAUAACAUCACCAUGCCAUUUGAUACCAAGACUAACACUUCGGCUUACCCGAUGGAUUUUGAUGCCGGGGAAGGAAUUAUUGUUGCGGUGAUCGCGAAUGAAGUCGGUGCUCCGACUUUAGACAGCGUUGUUGCUGGCCCAGCGUUGAUCAUUGAGCAGCCUGCUUUCUAG
Aureobasidium uvarum is the source of this 1065-nucleotide messenger RNA. Lineage: Eukaryota; Fungi; Ascomycota; Dothideomycetes; Dothideales; Saccotheciaceae. The record is from the annotation of a GenBank genome assembly.